Molecule: messenger RNA, 1470 nt
Organism: Jatropha curcas
Lineage: Eukaryota; Viridiplantae; Streptophyta; Magnoliopsida; Malpighiales; Euphorbiaceae
Product: ARM repeat superfamily protein
Molecular function (GO): protein binding
Source: RefSeq, a predicted model, not a curated record
UUAUACUGCCUUACGGCACUCCUUUCCCUAACUAACUAACGAAUCUCUCUUUCUCUGUCGUUCCAGCCACCGCCAAUCCAACCCGAAUAUCAUCAGUUCGGAUCUUUAAGCCCAAAUUAUACAUUGCUAACCGUUUUGAUGCAGUGAAAUUAGAGUAACAUAGUGAUGGAGGCGGAGAAUGGAACGAAUUUCACUUACAUGGGGAGGAGCUUCGGAAAUACGAAUGUAAACGAUGAUUCCUCUGCUUUCAGCGACUGCAAUAGUGACAGAUCCGGCGAGUUCCCGACGGCGUCUUCUGAGAGCCGGCGAUUAUUUCUAGCCUGCACAUCAGAGAACUCAGAUGAUCUGAUUCGCCAGCUCGUAUUGGAUCUUGACGCCUGUUCGAUUGAUGAGCAAAAGCAAGCGGCUAUGGAGAUUAGGCUCCUGGCCAAGAACAAACCAGAGAACCGCCUCAAAAUUGCCAGAGCAGGGGCGAUUAAGCCACUGAUUUCACUUAUAUCGUCAUCGGAUCUUCAGCUUCAAGAAUAUGGUGUCACAGCGAUUUUGAAUCUCUCGCUCUGCGACGAAAACAAAGAAUUGAUUGCUUCAUCAGGAGCGAUUAAGCCACUUGUUAGGGCUUUGAGAACAGGGACAUCGACGGCCAAAGAAAACGCGGCCUGUGCUCUGCUUCGCCUCUCGCAAGUAGAAGAAAACAAGGUAGCAAUCGGACGGUCAGGAGCGAUUCCGCUACUGGUGAGCUUACUGGAAGUUGGAGGAAUUCGGGGGAAAAAGGACGCAGCAACAGCUCUGUAUUCGCUGUGUUCAGUUAAGGAGAAUAAGAUCAGGGCUGUGCACGCGGGGAUCAUGAAGCCACUGGUGGAAUUGAUGGCUGAUUUUGGGUCAAAUAUGGUUGACAAAUCAGCGUUUGUCUUAAGCGUCUUAGUUAGCGUUCCGGAGGCGAGAACGGCGUUGGUUGAGGAAGGAGGUAUUCCUGUGCUGGUUGAGAUCGUGGAGGUCGGGUCGCAGAGACAGAAGGAGAUUGCGGUUGUUAUAUUAUUGCAGAUUUGCGAGGAUAAUUUGACUUAUCGUGUUAUGGUGGCUCGCGAAGGAGCGAUUCCUCCCUUGGUUGCUUUGUCGCAGUCCGGCACCAAUCGCGCCAAGCAAAAGGCGGAGACACUGAUAGAUCUUCUACGGCAACCAAGAUCCGGUAACGCCGCUGCCAGGACAUCAGACGUGUUAGUAUAAGUGGUGUCUCAGUCUCUAGCACAUGCCCCAUGUGUAAUCAUACAUACCAAGUGUGGAUAUUUUUUCUUUUCUUUUUUCACUUAGAAGGCAACCAACAAGAAAAAAAAAAUUGAGAGAUGAAACAAACAUGUAAAUAUCUCUUUUACGGAGCUUGUAAAAUUUAAGUGGUUUGAGUUUGGUAUAUGGGCCUUGAUUAGCCCUUGGCUUUGGCGGAUUUUAAAAAUGCAUUUGGUUCUUUUCACCUAA